AUUUCCGCUAGAAGGCUUUGCUGCUCCACCUUGAAUCCAACUGCUCUUGCAGGUGCUGCAGCUUGGCUGCCUCUGCCACCUUCUCAUCAAUCAAGAGGCAGCGAUGGAGGCCUUUUGUCGCUCAGAGGACAUGGUGGAGAAGGCAUCCCAGGUCUGGGCGAUGCUGGAUGACAUGGCCGAAAACUCUCCUGAAAGCUACCGCCGAUUCAUGCAGCAGCAGCUGAACAGCGCAAAGCAGUAUUACGCUCCCCCUGAGCCAUACCUAUGCCUGGAAGCCCAGAUCUUGGGGCCAACUGAAAAGCGACUGUUCGUUAACCUCUGCAGUUGGAGUAAAGUCCCCCCUCCGAAGUCCCAAUCCGAUCCAGUCCCAUUAAGCGCCGGCAGAAUGGAUACGUUUGCAAAGCCAGAACCUUACAGCAUCGUUGAUAUUGCAUACAACCCUUCCGUUCUCGAGCAGGGGGGAAACCCGUCAGAGAGGGAUCGGCUGAUUUGCUUGUCGCUCAAGUUCAUUGAGGAGCGUUAUGACGUCUCUCUUUCCCCCGCUUGCAGUACCGCAAAGCGUAAACUGAAAGGAAGCCUGGAAAGGAUGAGGAACAGCUUGCGAGGAGGGCGACCUACACCGCCCCCUUCUGAAAAGGAUGCUCCGUGCCCGAAAACUUCAUUGCGGAAAGAGGUGACCCUUGAGCAGCUGAAGAACAUCACAGCCCGAGAAGAAGACAGCAGUCUGAGUCUGCUCACCGAAAGCAGCGCUCCCCGUAAACCCUGCCUCAUUGAGGAAAUUUCGAGCACCGAGAGGCCGGAGGAACUGAAGUCUCCAGCCUACGAAGUAACCACCAGGAAGGACGCCAGCGGGAAAGCCCUGAAGCUGGAAGUGAAAGUUGAAGUGCCAGAGGUGCACUGCGUCUCUGAGUGUAACCUGAGCAUUUCUAAGGAUGACCUGUUGAUGGAAUGCCCGCAAAAAUACCGACUGCACCUGAAUCUGCCGGAGUCUGUGGAGGAGGAAGCAGCAUCAGCAAGAUUCUUCAAGAAGAAAGGAGUCCUGCUGAUCACAAUGCCCAUUUGCCAGCAGAGCCAAGAUCCGAGUGCUGAGUGAGCAAUGAGUUUAAAGGGGUUCAUAUUAAGUGCCUUGGCCUGUACUUUACUCCUCUGAGCCUUUGAGCAGCAAACUCAGCUGCUCUUUGAACAGACACAGGGCACUCUCGACCACUGCCUAAAAUUAGAGACACCACCAGCAACAAUUAAUGUGCUACCAGUAAAAAUGGCUACUUGCAGAAUAUUUCUUACCCCUCCUUCAGUUUUCUACCGUGGUGUGCGAACCAUAAGAGAGAACCACAUGAGCUUUAUAAAGCAAUAGCAAACUGUACACUUCAGAACAAUUCCUGCAUUAACUGGAACAAUUAAAAAAACCAAGUUAAAUUCAAGGGAGGCCAGACUAAAAAUAACCAGAGAACAGGCCUUCUCUAUAAAAGCACCCCAAUGGUGGAACCAGCUGCCGGAAGAGGCCCUACGGGACAUGAGCCAAUUCCGUAGGGUGUGUAAAACCGCCCUCUUCCGGCUAGCCUUUCAAGAUGGAGCCUGAAAUAAACAUCAUGCCAUCACUAAUACUAAUAACUGAGAUAACAGCGAGUAGAGAUUAUUUUAGACUGUUUUUAGAUUGUUUUAGACUAUGUAAAAUUUUAAUAGUAAAUAGUAAAUUUUAUUGAAUUGUAUAACUGUUUUAUUGUUCAAUAUGGCUUUGCCAAGCCUGUAAGCCGCCCUGAGCCUGCCUUGGCGGGGAGGGCGGGGUAUAAAUAAAAUUUUUAUUAUUAUUAUUA
This is a messenger RNA of Heteronotia binoei (common prickly gecko), 1814 nucleotides long. It is a transcript of the gene PIH1D2, whose product is annotated as PIH1 domain containing 2. The record is from RefSeq and is a predicted model, not a curated record. Gene Ontology annotation, biological process: box C/D snoRNP assembly; rRNA processing. Gene Ontology annotation, cellular component: cytoplasm; R2TP complex; ribonucleoprotein complex. The transcript has 5 exons. The coding region runs from base 104 to 1093 and encodes 329 amino acids. NCBI's taxonomy places the organism in Eukaryota, Metazoa, Chordata, Lepidosauria, Squamata, Gekkonidae.